This is a messenger RNA of Mesocricetus auratus (golden hamster), 2948 nucleotides long. RefSeq names its product zinc finger protein 398 (gene Znf398). Gene Ontology annotation, biological process: regulation of DNA-templated transcription. NCBI's taxonomy places the organism in Eukaryota, Metazoa, Chordata, Mammalia, Rodentia, Cricetidae. The record is from RefSeq and is a predicted model, not a curated record. The transcript has 6 exons. The coding region runs from base 249 to 2183 and encodes 644 amino acids.
UCCUCGCUGUCCACAAAGCGCCCGGCUGGAAAGGUGGCUGCAGCCCGGUGCGGCGGAGGCUGCCAGCUGCUCCUCAGCUCCCCCGCGUCCCUGCGCUCCCGGAAGCCGGAUCGCCGCCCCGCGAGUUCUGUCAGUGAGAGCAACGCGAGAGACCCGCUUCUCGCCGCUCGCGGAGAGCCCAGAGCAGCCCGGCCUGCGUGCGGCGGCGACUCCCCCGGGGACCGGACCGGGCAGCGGAGGAAGGGGUCAUGGCUGAAGCGACCGCCGCUCCGACCUCUGACUGGGACUCGGAAUGCCUUACAUCCCUGCAGCCCCUUCCUCUGCCUCCACCUCCAGCAGCAAACGAGGCACACCUGCAGACCGCAGCCAUCUCCCUGUGGACAGUGGUGGCUGCUGUGCAGUCCUUAGAGAGGAAGGUGGAAGUCCACGGCCGGCGACUCCUCCACCUAGAAGGCAGGACAGGGACAGCAGAGAAGAAACUAGCCAGCUGCGAAAAGACAGCGACUGAGCUUGGGAACCAGCUGGAGGGCAAGUGGGCCGUGCUGGGGACCCUGCUGCAGGAGUACGGGCUGCUGCAGCAGCGGCUGGAGAACCUGGAGAAUCUGCUCCGCAACAGGAACUUCUGGAUCCUGCGGCUGCCUCCAGGUAUUAAAGGAGAUAUCCCAAAGGUGCCCGUUGCAUUUGAUGAUGUCUCCAUCUACUUUUCCACUCCAGAGUGGGAAAAAUUAGAAGAAUGGCAAAAGGAACUUUACAAGAACAUCAUGAAGGGCAACUACGAGUCUCUCGUCUCCAUGGAUUAUGCCAUGAGUCAACCUGAUGUCUUAUCUCAGAUUCAACCAGAAGGAGAACACAGUGCAGAUGACCAACCAAGACCAGAGGCAAGUGAGAUCCCUGCAGAUGCCAGUGAAGUAGAGCCUGGCCUGUCAACCUCAGAUAUUCUGUCUUGGAUCAAACAAGAGGAAGAGCCUCCGGUUGGAGUCCCCCAGGAGUCCAAAGAGAGUGACCUGUACAAGGGCUCCUAUCCUGACGAAGAACUUGUCAUCAAAGCUGAAGACCUGGCUAGAGCCUCCUUGUGUCCUGAAGUUCCAGCCGCCUUCUCUGCGCCCCCACCACAGGCAGCCAAGGAUACGUUUGCAGACGUAGCCUUCAAGAGCCCGCAGUGUGCGCCCGGGACACCGUUCGGACGGACAGCGCCUGAGCUGCCCGAAGCCUCAGAGGGGCAGGUGACUUUCACUCAGCUGGGAAGCUACCCGCUGCCGCCUCCAAUGGGAGAGCAGAUGUUCUCCUGCCACCACUGUGGCAAGAGCCUCAGCCAAGACACGCUGAUGACUCAUCAGUGUAGCCACGCUGCCGAGCCCCCCUUAACCUGCGCCCAGUGCCCCAAGCUCUUCGCCCCACAGGUGGAUCUCGGCAGCACCUCCCAGGACCACGCGAGUGACACGCCACCCACCUGUCCUCACUGCGCCCGGACCUUCACCCACCCGUCAAGACUCACAUACCACCUUCGGGUCCACAACAGCACGGAACGCCCUUUCCCCUGUCCCGAUUGCCCCAAGCGCUUCGCCGACCAGGCUCGACUCACCGGCCAUCGGCGAGCCCAUGCCAGCGAGAGGCCCUUCCGCUGCCCGCAGUGCGGGCGUAGCUUCAGCCUGAAGAUCAGCCUCCUGCUGCACCAGAGGGGGCAUGCACAGGAGCGCCCCUUCUCCUGUCCUCAGUGUGGCAUCGACUUCAAUGGCCACUCGGCGCUGAUUCGCCACCAGAUGAUCCACACAGGCGAGCGCCCCUACCCGUGCACGGACUGUAGCAAGAGCUUCAUGCGGAAGGAACACUUGUUAAACCACCGGAGGCUGCACACGGGGGAACGGCCUUUCCAGUGUCCGCACUGCGGCAAGAGUUUCAUCCGCAAGCACCACCUCAUAAAGCACCAGCGCAUCCACACGGGCGAGCGGCCCUACCCCUGCGCACUGUGUGGAAGGAGCUUCCGCUACAAGCAGACGCUCAAGGACCACCUGCGGACCGGUCACAGUGGGGGCUGCGCCGGGGAUAGGGACCCUUCCACACAGCCACCGGACCCACCCGGUCCACUCUUGACUGCCCUGGAAACCUCUGGCCUAGGUGUUAGCACCGAAGGUCUAGAAUCUAGUCAGUGGUAUGGGGAAGGGAAUGGAGGGGUGGUUUUGUAGACCAUUGGUUAUUUGUGUUCACAGCAGAGCAGAAGGUCAAGGAGAAAAACCUACAAGCUCCGCGACCCACAGUAAUUAUUACCUGGUACAUAAAGGAAUUCGGGAGUCUGCACUCUAUACUAGAGACAUGCUUGUGCUUUGGAAGUCCACAAGAAUACCGUAUUUUGGAAACUGGAAGAGAAUCCAGCACCCGCGUCUUUUCAGAUACCACAAGAGCAGGGUUUGGGAAUUGAGGUUCGGCUUCUGUCUGGAUAGCAGAGUGAGAGUUGCCUCUAGGUAGACACAGAUGCAUGGAGAGAGUCCCCGAACCUUAAAGCCAUCUGGGCGGGAGAAUGCUCCGAGCCUUUCUGUAAUUCCUCGGUGGUGAGAUGGCCGUUGGGGGAAUGUGCGUUAGCUGCUUGCUAUGUUGCCGUGUCUCCGAAACCAGCUAAGUUCUGUUCACACCUGCGUAGUCACCUUUCCCUUAAACGUGAUGAUUGAGGCUGCCUGCCUAGGCCGAGAUUCUGACUGCUAACACAUUUUGUUUAAUGUUGGUGAACAAGAAAUCUGACUUUGAUAGCUUAUUUAAGGGGACAGUUCUUAGUUUUUUCUAGCUUGGUUUGAAACAUUCAGACUCUUGUAGCAGCUUUUAAAAGGAUAGAGAACUUUACCACAGUCCUAGUUAGAAAAUUAGGAGAAGAGUUUUUCUCUCCAGGUUUAGGGGCUAAAGAUCCCAGAGACAACAACGAUAUCUAUCGUGGCCUAAAAGUCUGCCUGAGUCAUGAA